GCCUGUUGCUCGGUUGUUGUUCCAAGAGCUAUCAAGGACGGCCGGCGCCGAGAGCAUGGGAUGCGGGUUUUCUCAUGUGUGUGGAGGGAGACUCUUCCAUGAGGAUGACAUAGACAACGGCAAGUCCAUGUCUCCGGCGCGAGAACGGCGACGGACCUUCUUCCGCAGCAACAGUUUCAAGUCCGGCGUCUUGAUCAAACCAUCCACGACGUAUGCAUUGUCGUUGCAUCGACAGGAAGUGGACGAAAACGACUUGGAUGUCGACGAUGUCGACCCCGUUGUCGACGUUGCCGAACUCGACCUCCCAACCAACGUCAGUGAACCGCAUGUGUAUCUCGGCGGCGGCAUCCCAGGCGUUGCUGUGGAUGAAUUCACUAUCGAACAGCCCAAGUACACGGGACAUUGUGUUGGAGGUCGCCACUCCACGUCAGGGUACAUUUGGUGGGGCGCGCGCACACGCGCUGGCAACGACUCGAUGGGUCGUCGAAAGGAGAAUCAGGACUCGUUUUGCAUUCGCGACCGCUUCGUCAACUGCGAUGGCUUGACGUUCGUGUGCGUUCUGGACGGCCAUGGAUCGCAAGGCGCAUUCGUAAGCCACUUUGUGCGAGACAACUACCACACCCACGUGGCCGCGGCGCUGCGGCGGCACAUCCCUUCCCUCCCUCAGGACCCCGAUGACAAGGCUUUCGUGGAUUUCAACAUGUUUACACUCGACACGAUCGAAGACGUCUUCCUCGACGCAUCUUGUCGCAUGACGGCGGCGCUCGAAGACGCGCUGCACCUUGACAUUAGCGUCAGCGGCACCACGGCCAUCGCGCUUCUGUUUGUCACUCCAACCCUGUCAUGCCCCGACGUUCAGCCAAAGGUGUUUGUGGCGAAUGUCGGGGACAGUCGAGCCGUGGCCGGCCAGCCAUCUGCCGCCGACACACCCUCGACGUCAGAUGCACCCUCCCUUACCACAAUCCACUUGUCAUGCGACCAUAAACCGAACGAUCCAGCGGAAGAAGCUCGCAUCGUCGCCACAAAUGGCCGCGUGUUUGAGUACGGCGUGCCGCGGGUGUGGCUCCAGGACGUCGACAUGCCAGGGCUUGCCAUGAGCCGGUCGUUUGGGGACUCGAUUGCGACGUCUGUGGGGGUUAUCUCGGACCCGCAGUGUACGGAACUCGGGCUGUCUCGCGGCACGUUUGUCGUCGUGGCAUCCGACGGGCUGUGGGAGUUUCUAUCGUCGCCAGACGUGGUCGCGAUGUGCGCCAAGGGGAAUGCCGUCGACGACCCGCAGACAACGUGCGACCUGCUCGUGGCCGAAGCGCUGGAGCGGUGGCUGGACGAGCAGGACGUCGUGGACGACAUCACAGUCGUGUACGUUGCAGUCGCUCGCGCUGUGGGCGGCGAGAACGACGCGUUCAGGAGGUAGACCCACGUAAUGACGUUUCUAUCGCAUAUGGACAAGUCGAUGGAAAUGGAGUGGAA
This is a messenger RNA of Aphanomyces invadans, 1470 nucleotides long. RefSeq lists its product as hypothetical. Gene Ontology annotation, molecular function: protein serine/threonine phosphatase activity. Gene Ontology annotation, biological process: protein dephosphorylation. The transcript has 5 exons. Bases 56 to 1414 code for a protein of 452 amino acids. The record is from RefSeq and is a predicted model, not a curated record. Lineage: Eukaryota; Oomycota; Saprolegniomycetes; Saprolegniales; Verrucalvaceae.